UUUCGACACCUCUGUUUCUCCCAACUGUUGGCCGCUUCAACACAUGCGUAAUGUUACAUGUCCUCUUCUAACGCUGUGUUCAAUGGCCUUCCAUGAGAAUGUCUAUCCUCUGUUGUUGUCGUAAUCACCAGUCGUCCGAGAAAAAGACACAAACAGAGCCCCUUGAACUGCCUAUCCAGCCACCUCGUGCAAGAUUGUCUAAGACGCUGUCACGAUCUGACACUGAUAUGUAUCUGUCAUCCAUCUUAGCCUCCCGGGGCCCUUCACAGCUGAUCAUCCCCGCCUACCAUAAUAUUGUCGAUCCAGAAGCCGUUGACGUAGAAGACUCCGACGACGAGGGUCCAGACAGAAACACUCGAGAGCCAAACAUGACUGCCUUGGGAUCAUUCAGAACAAAGUUUAUUCGGCGUUUAUCCCACCGAGCCGACUCCAAGGCCUGCUCUGGACCCUCUGUUGGUACUAGUGAUGAAGAACUUGCCCGACGCGCAGAGCUUAAGCGUCUAAUGCACAAACGAAUUCAAGACGAGCUGAAAAGUGAAGAAGAGGAAGAGGAGGAUGAAGACAAUAACAUGGGGCUCUCACCUCUCAAGCCUCCUGUCAUCAAUGAUUGCAGAGAGUCUGAGCUUCCCGGAGGUGGUCCCAGAGAUACAAUUGAAUUCUCUGUUUCUGCCGUCGACGAUCAAGAACCUAUAAAGGAGAUCCACACACCGUCAGGGACACCAUUUCCCUCAACCCCUGUUAUUACAGGGCCGCAAGAGUCAUUCCAACAGCGAAGCCACCACUCUAAGUCACCUAAAGCAUCUAUCGACAACUCUUGUCAGGAAUACAACAUACUCAACAAAGUCGACUCUGUUGUUCAGCCCCAAUCAUCUCCGCAUCUUACCCCUGUUCAUCUAUUGGGAGGAAGUGGUCGUGGAUCCCCCUCUACUGCCUCAUGGCGCUUGUCUUACAGCGAGAUCCACAUAGAAAGCUAUAUUGAACCAUUAGUAGAGGCUAGAGCAGCCUCUCGUCCUCAAUCACUACUACCAGAACGCUCAUUGUCCAAGCUAGACAAUAACACAACCCAGGCAUCCGAAACAGAUGCCACUAGUUACUAUAUCAAGCCUGCCAUGCAAAACGGAAUGAUUGGAACAAGCCAAGCCAUGCAAACUGGUCAAAAUACCCACCUCGAAGAGGACAGUGAAAACAGGGAUAUCUCUAGCGACUCUUUUGAGACGACAGAUGGCCGAUAUUCACCAAUGGAUGUGUGGUUACGGAGUCAGAACGUACAUUGCGCUUCGGACUCAUCAAGCUGCUCAGAUCCUGAGAUAGGACACGAAAGCUCAAACAAUUGUGAUAUCACAGAUAGAGCUGCAGGGCAGCAGUAUUCAGGAAAGUCUUCAAGUCAUUCGAUCUUCACGGAACAGACUGUUGCUUCCAGUUCGAUUGUACGAGAGCACCCCCCAGGCGCUUGGCCGAUGACACCAGAGCAGAUCACUGGCAAUGAAUCUAUUGUAUCGUAUCAUCCCUCUAACCUAAUACAUAAUGUAAUUGACACAGCAUCGACACCUACGGAGGAUCAGGACCAAGACGUAUCCUCACGUUAUACGUCAUCUCGAUACACCACCAGGCCAAAUAGCCAACAGGCUGCACCAAUGGACUCGCAUCAAAGCCUAACAGAGCUUCUGGGAAAUCGCCAGAUACUGCAGCCACUUUCUUCAGCUCAAGGAUCCGUCAGUCAAUAUAACGUAACGGAUAGUGAGAACUCAGGCAGCUCAUAUCGAACAGCUCUAAACAAAAUGCCAUCAUCAGAUCAUACCAAAACUGAUCCAGAGUUCACACGGGUUGGCAUGGCUGAGGCAUUGUCCAUCAAUGCUUCAGAAACAGAAAGUUUUCGGCAGAGAGAAGAGGAGCUAAAAUCGAUUGAGAAACGGUUUGGGCUCACACCAGCGCGCCGAUAUCCCAGGACACCAGUGCGUAGCAAAUUCAGAGAGGAAUUUGAUGAUUCUAAAGAUUCAAGUAUUGGUAAAAGUUCGAUUCUGUCCAAAUUAUAUCUUGCAAUCCCCAAAAAGUCCAGAAUGCCGAGCUCGCAUAUGGGAUUGAACAAAAGUAACGAAGAGAUUGGAAUGCACCUGGUAGAUUGCCGAAAGUCACAGAAGUUACAGCUAUCCGCGAUAGACUCGAAUCAGGAACAUUGUCUACCCUCCAAAACGGUCCCUGAAACCCAAGAGGAAGCCACAGGCCACCGGCAACGUACUAAGAACCAAGGAGCGGAUCACCACACUGGACGUUUGAAAGGUAGACUCAUCAAAGUAUCGGCCCUCAAAGCAGACUUAAAUAGUUCCGAAGCUCAAGCCAUCCAUCCCGGGACUCGAUGCCUCGAUAUCAAUACAACCACCGGUAAAAAGAGUAUAGGAAAAGACAAGGCGAGACAUCCCCUUCCGGUGCCGGAGGAUAUUGGCGGAACGAAAGAUGCUGAAGCUGGAAGGACUGUUGGCAUACAUGCUGGUGUCUUUCAAGAGUGGGUAGAGCAGCUUCAGGCCGAGGCCGUACAACGAGAAAGUCAAGCUCAGUUUAGACAUAACGUCCCCAAAGAUCAGCCUCUGAGACUGCACACUCCUCCCGCCUCAUGGGCGAAAUGGCCAUCACAUACACGCCGGGAGAGAACGGCAGCAGCUGGUGCUAAGGAUAGGGUAAUUGCUCGGGAUUUUGCAGCUGUACCGAGCCCGGAUCUUUCCAAACCUAGAACAGACAAUAAACAGGCAAUGGGGCCAGAUUUGACCGAAACAUCCAGAAACAUAUCGAGCCAGCUCGGCAAGGCACUGAAAUCUAGCUGGAACAAAAUGAUGCACACAGGCUCUAUUGGUCGCACUCCUGACCAUGGACUCACAACCCAGGGUUCCCUGAUGUCUCAUGGGUUUUUGGAGUACCCAGAGCUCAAGCUACUUCCCACUGCAGAAAGCUACCGAGAGGUACAAGCUCUGGACCAACAGAUAGAUACAAUGAAACGCCGUUCUAUAUCUGGAAAGCGUUGCGUGCGACAAUCUGGUAACGACGGUGCGAGAGGUCCACUAGCAAGUCGUAUUGCUGAGGAGGUCCAUAAAUUUCAGAUUGGCAGCGAGAAUACCCCUUGGACCGAUAUCCAGCACAAUACUAAAUUUUCGACACCUACAGAGUUCUUGUCGCCUGCACAUGCCCUUGUUCGCCGCUCUGGGCCAUAUAAUCAAGAGCCUUUCAGUAGUGCGGGAUUUCAAAGUGCGUACGAAGAUUGCGUGCAGACUCAGAUGCUCGAUGAGGGUGACGAUAACAACAUAGUUGAAGGCCAAGAUAGGGCCAUUAUCAAACGAGCAAAAUCCACUGGUAAUAUCAAGAUCGAACAACCCGAAGACGGGAGAAAUCCUACGCCUAUCCGAAAAGCAAUGAAGAUGGGUCUACGACGACAUAAGUCUUUGGGUUGGAUUCGCGGUCGCAACAAUGGUUCAGACAAGGUCCUUGCGGGAGGGUUAGAACAGCAUAGUAUAGGAGAACUUAAUAUUUCUACCCAGACUAACUAGUUAUAACUUUUCGAACCAGUUGACGGCAUUCCUUCAAGGCUGC
This is a messenger RNA of Xylaria bambusicola, 3576 nucleotides long. RefSeq lists its product as uncharacterized. The transcript has 3 exons. The record is from RefSeq and is a predicted model, not a curated record. Bases 93 to 3533 code for a protein of 1146 amino acids. NCBI's taxonomy places the organism in Eukaryota, Fungi, Ascomycota, Sordariomycetes, Xylariales, Xylariaceae.